This is a messenger RNA of Candidula unifasciata, 916 nucleotides long. NCBI's taxonomy places the organism in Eukaryota, Metazoa, Mollusca, Gastropoda, Stylommatophora, Geomitridae. The record is from the annotation of a GenBank genome assembly.
ACUAAAAUCAAUGGGCCUACUUCUAUGAUUCGAUCAGACAGUAAUGGAAGCAUGACCUUUAACAUAUCCUCUAUGCCUGUUGGAUCCUCCCGGGGCCCUAGUCCACUGACAAUCGGCAUGUCCGACACCAUCCCAUUGGCUGUAGCGUUCACAGAGACUGUCAGUGCUUACUUCAAGGGACAUGAUGCUAAAAAAUGUGUGGUGCGCACACUUGGAAAUGUGAUGAUGUCAUUCCCUGCUGGCGUGGUCCGGGUGUUUACAGAAAAUCCAUCUCCAGUUUUGCUUUCAUUUUGUAUCAAGAAUACAAACAAGUUAGAGGAAAUCAUUGCCAACUCCUCCAUGCUCACCAAAAAUGAAGCACAAAGUACUCCCGAUGUCCAUGCCUAUGAGUUUAAUAUGGCCAACCUGAUAGAACAUCUAAGGCAGCAAGGGGAACAGAAUAAAGCAGCUUCUUACUUCAACAUUGAUAUUCUAAAGUAUCAGGUGAAAAGUCUGCCAGGUGUGGACAUGACCCCACUUCCCCUGGUGACAUAUUGGAAAUGCGAUGAAAAUAUCACAGACUAUCGACUUGACUACCGAUACAAUCCGUCUGCCAUGUCGUCUGCAGUUACUUUGAAAAAUGUGACUGCUGUAGUACAAGUGGAUGGAGAUGUCAGCAAGAUGCAGAGCAUCCCUAGUGGCAACUGGGAUCCGGUCACAAAGCGAGCUACUUGGAAACUGAGCGAUAUCUCCGAGGUCAGUGAGCAAGAAUCACAAGGCUGUAUCAGAGCCAAGUUUGAGCUCAACAAAGGCCCCUCCAAGCCGGCCACUACAGCCAUGCAGUUUGCUGGUGAAGGUGCCACACUUUCAGGAGCUGAGUUUGAGCUGACUGGCUCCGGUUAUAGAAUAUCGCUGUUAAAGAAGCGCUUUGCUACAG